AUGACACCUGCUCUCGCAUUCUUUUAUGGUGGUAUGGUACAUCGAAAGAAUAUUUUAAAUCAAUUGUUUUUAUCUAUUAUAUGUAUGGGUAUUGUAAUCGUUCAAUGGAUAUUAUUUGGUUUUUCAUUUGCAUUCGGACCACCUGUUAGCGAAGGCUUUGGCUCUUUUAGAUGGGCGGUAUUGAGAUUUGGAGAAGGGUUUAAUCCAAAAUAUUCACCAACUUAUCCGUUAUUAACCUACUGUGCAUAUGAAUGUACAUUCGCCAUUAUUACACCUGCACUUAUCAGCGGUAGUAUUGUUGGUCGAAUGAAAUUAGUCCCGUAUAUGAUAUUUAUCUUUCUUUGGACGACAAUCUGUUAUGAUCCAUUAGCUCAUUGGGUAUGGUCCUCGAAUGGUUGGCUAAAAUCUUUAGGCACACUCGACUUUGCUGGUGGCACAGUCGUACACAUAUCAAGCGGUGUUUCGGGACUUGUGGCAUCAGCUAUUCUGGGUCAUCGUGUCGAUUAUGAUUCACAUGAACCUGCGCAUAAUUUGCCAUUUACAAUAUUGGGUGCAAGUCUAUUGUGGGUAGGAUGGAUGGGAUUCAAUGCUGGUUCGGCAAAUGCAGCAAACGGAAUCGCUGCUUUGGCUCUCAUUAAUACGAAUACUGCUGCAGCAUCGGCUCUCAUGACAUGGGUUAUUCUUGAUGCUAUUCAUGGAUCAGUGACAAUUAGCGGCGCCUGUAUUGGUCCUGUAGUUGGUCUCGUAGCAAUCACUCCUGCUUGUGGUUAUGUACAACCCGGCUGGGCCCUUCUCAUUGGAAUCAUUGGAUCUCUACGUGUCUAUUUUGCAUAUCAAUUCAGAAAAUAUAUGAGAAUCGAUGAUGCAUUGGAUGUCGCUAUUUGUCAUGGCCUGGGUGGAACGGUAGGAGCAUUCUGUACGGGACUGUUUUCUCAGAGGGAUAUGAAUCCCGAUGGUGGAGUAAAUGGUGCGUUUUAUGGACGCCCAAUUCAAUUAUGGUAUCAGAUUGCUGGAAUACUAACUGCCGUCGCUUUUGCAGCUGCGUGUACAACAGGUAUUUUAUUACCGAUGAAACUCCUGUACAAUAUUCGGGUUGCUCCAGAAGAUGAGAUAGCUGGUUUAGACAAAGCAGCUCAUGGUGAAAGUUGGGAAGCAUUUGCUUCGUUGGCUGCGAAAAGUCUGAUGAACAAAAUAAAGGAAGACGGUGCAUCACCCGAUGGUACAUUUGAGAUGCAAUAUCAACCAAGGAAUUCGGCCGCGAAAGCGGUUACAGUUAAACUAACAGUGAUGAGCGCAUUACCACGUUUUACACCUGUACUGAAAGUGCCCGAAGGUUGGUCAGCUGAAAAGCUAAGAAUGCCUGAAACAAAAGAUGAUGAGAAAGGCCAUCAUUCGACUAUCGAACUAGAACUCUAA
Didymodactylos carnosus is the source of this 1416-nucleotide messenger RNA. Lineage: Eukaryota; Metazoa; Rotifera; Eurotatoria; Philodinida; Philodinidae. The record is from the annotation of a GenBank genome assembly.